Parathielavia appendiculata is the source of this 730-nucleotide messenger RNA. RefSeq lists its product as uncharacterized. Bases 159 to 638 code for a protein of 159 amino acids. NCBI's taxonomy places the organism in Eukaryota, Fungi, Ascomycota, Sordariomycetes, Sordariales, Chaetomiaceae. The record is from RefSeq and is a predicted model, not a curated record. The transcript has a single exon.
UUCGAUGAUAUUCCCACUUUGUGAGUGAUCAUGUGGUCGACCAUAGCAGCAUCGAGCCGCAGCCAGUCCCAGGCCCGUACCAUCGCUUCUUUUUCUCGGAUGGAUUCCAUGUCGUUUCUCAGCCAGGCGGCAAAUAUCAGCCCUCCUCAGGAUCGCGAAUGGUGCUACAUGACGCUUCUUCGUCCGGUGCGCAGAUCGGACUCGGGCAAUGGCGCGAAAACAAAUGCCUCUCCUUCAAAUUCGAGGGCAUCAGCUUGGGUUGCGAUUCAACCGACACUGCUUGCGUCUUCGACGUGGUUGGCCUGCAGUGGAAUGAUGUCGAGGAUGUCGUCCAAGGAAACGCCACCAUCGAGGUCGCAGCAUGUCCCAAGCCAUCAGGUUGUAUACUCGAAUUUCACGCCCUGGACCCGGCAGUCAGCUCCGCAUUUACUAACCUCACGGCGAUUAACAUCACGCUGGUGAACCCUGGCGUACCACGAUCCUGGUGGGCAGAUGAUCUUCAAAUCGCAUGGGUUAACAAUGACUGCACGGUUGCUGCAUGCCGGGCCCGGGUGCCAAACGAGAUGGCGUCGCCUCGCGCUCAUGGAUCGUUUGCUGGUUCGGCCAAGGGACUUAUGCGCUGGGCGAUCCGUGGAUGAGCAGUGGAUCGAUUUCAUGCUUGCUACCGCAUUAAUUUCGCGCUCAGUUUUGACGCACAGGGAGGCGUGCCAGUAUGUCGCUACCAUGUGCA